Hemicordylus capensis (graceful crag lizard) is the source of this 3006-nucleotide messenger RNA. It is a transcript of the gene ACBD6, whose product is annotated as acyl-CoA binding domain containing 6. The coding region runs from base 176 to 1138 and encodes 320 amino acids. Lineage: Eukaryota; Metazoa; Chordata; Lepidosauria; Squamata; Cordylidae. The transcript is spliced from 9 exons. Gene Ontology annotation, molecular function: fatty-acyl-CoA binding; protein binding. The record is from RefSeq and is a predicted model, not a curated record.
CUGUAAGUCAGCGUGGGACUCGGGGCGUGGUUUAGUCCGAGGGCGCGAGCGGCUGUUCUGUUCGGCGGAACCGGCUGCUUCUCUCUCUGUCUCCUGGGCGAAGAUGAGGGAGUGAGCGAAGGAGGGACGGGUGAGAGAGAGAGAGAGAGAGAGAGAGAUUGGCUGCCGUGCGGUCAUGGCUUCCCCCCUCGCGAACAUGGGAGCGGGAGAAGGGCACAGAGACGGCGAGCGCAGCUCCGGGGAAGAAGACGAGGCGGCUGCUGCUGCUGCCGGCGGUGCGGUGGGACUGGGGGAGUCCCCGGGCCCCGGCUCCGACUCGGAGAGCCGCUCCUCGUCGCCGCUGAUCCUGGCGGUGCAGUUCGAGCGGGCGGCGCAGCGGGCGCCGGUGCUGGCGGCGACGGCCGCCAAGGAGCAGCUCCUCUACCUGUAUGCGCGCUACAAGCAGGUAAAAUGUGGUAGCUGCAAUACUCCCAAACCUGGAUUUUUUGACUUUGAAGGAAAGCAGAAGUGGGAAGCUUGGAAAGCAUUGGGUGAUAAACCUCCUGAGCAGGCAAUGCAAGAGUAUAUUGCUACUGUGAAGAAACUGGAUCCCACUUGGAAUCCACAGAUAGCUGAGAAGAAAGGGAAGGAAGGAAAAUCUGGGUUUGGAGGCCCAGUUGUCAGCUCACUGUACCAAGAAGAAACUAUCAGGGAAGAAGAUAAGAACAUAUUUGACUACUGCAGAGAAAACAACAUUGACCAUGUAACCAAAGCCAUCCGAUCAAAAAAAGUGGAUGUGAAUAUGAAAGAUGAGAAGGGCAGAGCUCUGCUGCACUGGGCAUGUGACAGAGGACACAAGGAGCUAGCUUCAGUAUUGCUACAGCACACAGCCGAUGUGAACAGCCAGGACGAUGAAGGCCAAACAGCAUUGCAUUAUGGAACCAGAGACCUGUGCUUGCAUGUCUGCACAGCAAAGCUCUUGGACACAGUGCCAGGGUCGAUAAAUUGCCAUCAGCAUGCAACUGUUGCAGAAAAAUGCUUUGUUGUUACCUCUAACUGGUGUGCCGUGGUUGUAGCAUGGAUUUACAUUUGUGCCUCCUGCAAGGAGAAGGGUAGAUUUUGUAAAUUCACCCUAUCCCUUGGGCUCAUUGAACCCUAGAAUGCUUCCCUUUUUAGUGUGGGGGCUGUGCAGAUAAUUUCUAUUGAACUUUGGAGGAAAGAGGUAAGAGUAGCACAGGCAAAACAACCAGUUAAGGGGUAAGCACCUACAUGCAGAUGUCUUAAUUCAGCUUCGAUGAUCUCCUUCCUAACCCAUUACUGCAUCAAAUCCCUUCGCUAGAGCUAACACCAUAUUAGAGAGCAAAUGCAAUAUAUUUUUUCCAUAUGAAAAUGAAAAAUUUCAAAGGACUCAUUGAACAGAUAACAGUAGAAUGCAAAUUUACUUCUUGGUCUCCAUUUGAUCAUCUGUUGUGGGGGAAUAUCCUUGCUGCUUCUGUGCUAUAUCAUUAAUACAACUAGUUCUUGAACUAAUAUGUUGUAAGUUUAAUACUUGUCUCCUGCAAUAAGCACAUUUUUCUGCUCUGUUCUUGCAGAUUUUAAAGAAAAUUUUGUUCCCAAGACUAAAGAAUACCCAUAGUUACUGGUCGUGCUCGCUCUCUCUCUCUCUCUCUCUCUCUCUCUCUCUCUCUCGCGCGCGCGCUCUCUCUCUCUCUUGGCUAAUUGAAUUUUGAAGUCUAAAGAAAGUUUGUAAAUAAUUCUUGAUGAAUUGGCAAGGUACAACUGCAAUAAUGCCACAUAGGCAAGGGAGAUGUCAAGACACUGGCAUAAUGCAGUAACAGAUAAAGCACUUUAAAGUCACAUUUAUUUCUAUGGGAGAGGUAAGCACAUCUACAUCUCUCCCACUGAAACCAAAAGGACUGUAAAGUGCUUACCUUUUGGCAAGAUGGUGCCAUAUUUUUACAAGUUUCAGCCAUGUCCAAGUAGGUAUACAUGCAAAAGAAACCCCAAACUCUGCAAUGUUCAUAUAUAGUUGAGCUAAAAAUUGCAAUCUUUCCAUUGCUUUAGUUCUAGCACAGUCUGAAAUAUGAUUUCCAUGCAGUUCCAUUCUAGAGAUUUCUUUUGUGCUUAGAAUGAUGAACCUUCCCUCCCUGAACAUGUGCAAACUUAUGGUAUUUUGGACUGAGCACCUAUAAGUGAAAAAUAGGCUUGUACAGUAUGAAUGUCUGAAAAAAAAUUAAAAUGUCCGCCCUAAAAGUUCAGGCGAAAUAUACUUGUACCUAUUUUCAAUUCUUCAAUCUAAUUCCAACGGUGAAGUAGUGGCGAUACUGAAAUAAUUGCUUUCUCUUUUAGAGUGAAAGAUACGAGCUCGUCAGUAAUAAAACUGCAUUAGCCUCGGUACUAUAAAGAGUCAUGGUAAUAAAUGACAUAGAAGAAAGGCUACAUAUUUGUGAUGUACUAUUAGUAAGGUAUUAGAAAUGUGGAUAUAUUUAGACACUUGGGCGAGAUGGUGUUGAAUUGUGGCAUUGGCAGUGAAGUGCCAUCACUUUUUUCAGCAGGGCUUAUGUUACUGGCUUGUUUGUGAGUUUCCUCAGUCUCCCGUCUAAUCCUCACUGAGUUGCAUUUCCUUAAUGCCCUAGUUUACCCCUAGUAAAUGUGCUGGGGGUAAAUCAAAGACUGGUUCUAAACCAACUGAAUGUUUUCUGGAUUUGAACUGAAAAUGCUGUUGUGUACUGUUCAGAAGCAACAUGAGGCCAUUUCACACAGGAUUAGUAGCCAAAGGAGGUAUACAUUUUAGUAGCCAACAUAGGUUUUUAAAAUAGCACUCCACAGUCCAAAGUAUUAUGCAAAAAGCAGCCUUGGAGCCCCCUGUAUAAUCUGGGAGGGGGAAUUAUUUCAUUUGUGCAGGCACAGUGCCAAUGACAUGUCUAUACCUGUUUGUUUGUUUGUUUGUUUGUUUGUGGUAAUGCUUGAAAUUUAAUUGUACAUUUUCCAGCUCUUUCAGCAAAUACAUUGAGGGUGCUUUCCUUU